Acanthochromis polyacanthus (spiny chromis) is the source of this 3592-nucleotide messenger RNA. It is a transcript of the gene vps51, whose product is annotated as VPS51 subunit of GARP complex. Lineage: Eukaryota; Metazoa; Chordata; Actinopteri; Pomacentridae. Gene Ontology annotation, cellular component: membrane; GARP complex; EARP complex. The transcript has 11 exons. Gene Ontology annotation, biological process: lysosomal transport; Golgi organization; retrograde transport, endosome to Golgi. Bases 268 to 2772 code for a protein of 834 amino acids. The record is from RefSeq and is a predicted model, not a curated record.
GCACCGGAUAGGCUAGAAACCCGGAAAUAAUACAGCUUCCAGUCAGCUGCUUAUGUGUCAGAGAAAAUAUGAUAUAUUUUGAAUAUUCAUGGUGAAACGCUUCUUUGUUUACACUAUACAGCUGAGCUAAACGGUCAUUGGUCGUUUUGGAGCAGGAAGUGACCGUUUUCAGGUCGCAGCUGCUGCUUGUCGUCUGUCUGCCGGACGUCCGUCAUCUGUGUUUAUCGUCGUUUCGCUUGUUCGUGUCUCAGCUGGUCCGAGUUCAGGAUGGACGGUGAAGCUGACGGCUCGGUGACGGUGUCAGAGGACUCCGGCAGGAGGCGAAGGGUGCACGGCAUGCUGAAGCUCUACUACGGGCUGAACGAGGAAGGAAAGACCCCGGAGCAGCAGGAGUCUCUGGAUCCCUGCGACAUCAACGGGCCGCAUUUCGACCCGGAGCUCUACCUCAACAAGCUCAGAAGGGAGUGCUCUCUUGCGGAGUUGAUGGACCAGGAAACCUGCAUGGUGAAGCAGAUCCGCUCUUUGGACAGUGACAUGCAGACGCUGGUGUAUGAGAACUAUAACAAGUUUAUAUCUGCUACAGACACCAUAAGAAAGAUGAAGAAUGACUUCAAAAAGAUGGAGGAUGAAAUGGAUUGCCUGUCUGCUAACAUGGCAGCCAUCACUGACUUCAGUGCUCGGAUCAGCGGUACUCUUCAAGACCAGCACACACAAAUAACAAAACUGUCAGGGGUUCACACGCUGUUGAGGAAGCUGCAGUUUCUGUUUGAGCUGCCUGCUAGGUUAAAUAAGUGUCUGGAGCUGCAAGCCUACGCUCAGGCAGUGAGCUCCCACCGCCGUGCCCGCUGUGUGCUGCAGCAGUACAGCCACCUGCCUUCCUUCAAGGGCAUUCAGGAUGACUGCCAUGCCAUCAUGGACAAGCUGGCACAGGAGCUUCGACAGAAGUUCAGGGAUGGUGGAACAAGCGCCAAAGAUUUAUCAGAGUGUGUGGAGCUGCUUCUACAACUGGACGAGCCAGCGGAAGAGCUUUGUGAUAAAUUCCUGAGCCAUGCACGGUCUCGACUCGAGUCAGACCUCCAGGGCCUGGAAGCAGAGAUAAGACCAUACCCAAGCACGUCAACCCUGAAAGAUGCAUCUGCACGCAGGUUGUCCUCUGCUGCUGCUGUCGGAUCUCCGACUGAUUGCUCCCCUAAAACAAGCUCUCUCCUGUCUCCCUCCUCAAACACCGACAUCCUGGAAUUCAUAGACAGAGGCUGUAAUGAAUUCGUGAGCAGCUUGUGUUUAGUAAUUACAUCCUAUCAAGAACUGUUUAUUAACCAUGCUCAGACAGGUGAGCUAGCAUCGAAAAAUAUUCCCCAGAUGGCGAAUGGCAAGCUGCACGCCUUUGUGGAUGAUCUGGCUGCUCGAUAUUUCUCGCUAGUGGAGCGGAGGAUACAGGAGGAGAAAGGGGUUGGAGAUAACUCCCUCCUGGUUCGUGCACUCGACCGCUUCCACCGCAGGCUGCAGGCUGUGGCCAAACUGCUGCCGGGCUCAGCUGUUCCAAACCAAGGGACUGAGAUUGUGGUACGAGCAGCGACAGAGCGGGUCAAGCAGUACCUCUGUGCUCUGCAGAGCUUCUACAUGGACAGCCUAACGGAUGUGAGACAGGCCCUGGCGGCACCUCGACUCUCCGUGGCUGGAGCUUCAGUGGCUGGAGGUGGAGCUCAUCUAGGAGGACCAGCCUCUGGGAGAGAUGCUCCCACCAGCCUGCCAGAGCUGCUCUCCUCGCUGUCAGCCUCGAUUCUCAAUCAGAUUAAGUCAGUGCUGGCAUCAGUGCAUCUCUUCACAGCUAAGGACAUUACAUUCUCCAACAAGCCGUACUUCAAGGGUGAAUUCUGCAGUCAGGGUGUACGUGAAAGCCUGGUGGUGAGCUUCAUCAAGUUUGUGUGUCAGUCUUCUCGUCAGUUUUGUGAGAGCGCAGGAGACAAAGGAGGUUCAACUCCUCCAGCCCUCCUGUUGCUUCUGUCUCGCCUCUGCUUGGACUAUGAAACCUCUACUAUCUCCUACAUACUGACGCUCACAGACGAACAGUUCCUUGCACAGCACCACAGUCCUGUAACUCCUGUCACAAGUCUGUGUGCAGAAGCCAGGGAGGCAGCACAGAAACUACUCAACCAUUAUGUCAAGGUUCAGGGCCUGAUUAUCUCCCAAAUGUUAAGAAAGAGCGUCGAAACACGAGACUGGGUGAACACCAUCGAGCCACGAAAUGUCCGUGCUGUGAUGAAGAGAGUAGUCGAGGACACCACCUCGAUCGACGUGCAGGUGGGUCUUUUGUAUGAAGAAGGUGUGAGGAAGGCACACAGCAGUGACUCCAGCAAAAGGACUUUCUCUGUCUACAGCAGCUCCAGGCAGCAGGCCCGCUAUGCUGCCAGCUACACUCCAAGUGCUCCCAUGGAUACCAAUCUGCUGAGCAACAUACACAAGCUGUUCUCUGAGAGGAUUGACAUCUUCAGCUCAGUGGAGUUCAACAAGGUCUCUGUGAUGACGGGGAUCAUCAAAAUCAGUUUAAAGACUUUCCUGGAGUGCGUCCGCCUACGCACCUUUGGUCGUUACGGGCUGCAGCAGAUCCAGGUCGACUGCCACUACCUGCAGAUGUACUUAUGGCGCUUUGUCUCUGACGAGAACCUCGUCCACUUCCUGCUGGAUGAGAUAGUGGGGAGCUCUGCCCACCGCUGCCUGGAUCCUGCCCCGAUGGAGCAGAGUGUGAUCGAAGUCAUCUGUGAAAGAGGUUAAAGCUUGAAGUGCAUCGAAUUACAGCAAACACUGGAAUCAUGUGUUGAAUUGAAACACUUUUCCUCCUACAUUUACUAAUAAAUUUAUUAAUCCAGAUUUAAAUUGUACUGUGAAAACAUUGCACAGACUUGCUCAAUGCUCUUACCUUCAUUAGAAAUCAACUGAACCCGGAUGAUUACAGUCCUUACAAUCUAAAAUAUGAAAAUCUGCAUCAACAGAUAUUAACUUCUGUGUCUGAAACAUAGGGGCAGCUCUUCACCACAGUUAACAUAUCAGUAAUUCUUCUAACUCUAAAACAAACCACAACUACACUUGGUGAUUAUAUUGAUAAGAAACUGAAGUCACUGACUGACAGUGAAUUUACAUUCCAGGCAUUUGUAAUAAAUGUGCACGAGCCUGUAGUUCUUCGGUUUAAUGUUAUAGCCGUCAUACAAAAACAUAAAAUAUGACAGAAUAAGUCCUUUCGCCUGCUCUGCCUGCUAAGAUAUAAAACAUGAAUUAUCCAGAGUACAAGCUGAACUGUUUUAGCACAUUCUCCCCUUGAAGGAAAGUUGCUGAAUGUGAAAACAGAAUAUUAAUGAGUAAAAAGAAAAGCUGUGUCCUGUGGAAAUCUCAUGUAUUAAUAAAUCUUUUUUAAGGGGUCUUUUGCUGAAUAAUUUGCGACCUGAAUGUAAUCUGUGUGUAGCACUACCUGCAGCAGAAGCUGGCGUCAGGUUAGUUGAUUCUCUGUUUUUGUGCACGUCUCCACAGAUACAUGGUGUGUUGGGGAAGGUUUAAAUGUUCAUCCUCUAAUAAAAGUCUAUAAAUGUGCAAUUUAAAA